Messenger RNA from Lichtheimia ornata, 2199 nucleotides. RefSeq names its product arginine-tRNA ligase. Gene Ontology annotation, molecular function: arginine-tRNA ligase activity; ATP binding. Gene Ontology annotation, biological process: mitochondrial translation; arginyl-tRNA aminoacylation. The coding region runs from base 1 to 2199 and encodes 732 amino acids. The record is from RefSeq and is a predicted model, not a curated record. NCBI's taxonomy places the organism in Eukaryota, Fungi, Mucoromycota, Mucoromycetes, Mucorales, Lichtheimiaceae. The transcript has 2 exons. Gene Ontology annotation, cellular component: cytoplasm; mitochondrion.
AUGGAGUUGCACGUUCCCGCCAAGGCUAUUCCAUACAACGUUCUUGCAGUUAUUGCAUCCACCAACAAGCUCAAGGAGACUGUCAAGUUGAUUCCUUCGCGCGAUGUCACCGAAGCAACACUCAAGGUGAAUGCAGCAGCCACUUUGACGGGUGCCGCAUCCAUUGCGCGUUUCUUUAUCCGCUAUGCACAACUUUUGGACGAGCAGCGCCCAGAGUCUCAAAAGGAAGCUCGUCUUGUCGAUUUGCUUGUUAGCAGCCCUGAAGCAGCUCUUCAACUUGUCAAGGAGCCUCGUCAAACCAAGUACCUUUUGAGUAACGAGCCUGGUCUUGUUGAUUUUCUCGCAUGGGGUGCUCUUCACGGUGAAUCCUCUCCUGAUGCUAGCUAUGCUGCUCAAUUGCAAGUGGUCAAGGAUGCUUUGUUGCUUUCUGAAGAAUGCCAAGCUGCAGCUGCUCCUGCCAGUGUCGACACGAUCCCUAGCAUUGAAGGCAGUGCUCCUGAAACCAACCCUAUGGAUGUCUUUAAGAAUUUGAUCGCCAGCCAAUUGAACCAAAUCUCUGGUGUGGAUGCAAAGUUGAUCUAUGAAUCGCUUGAUUUGCCCCGUUCUCUCGAACACGGUGAUUUGGCUGUUGCUGUUCCUCGUUUGCGUGUCAAGGGUAAUCCCGCUCAAUUCGCUCAACAAUGGGCCGCUGCUUUCCGACCCAACGAUCACAUCACUGCCGCCGUCGCUAUCGGUCCUUUCCUCAACUUCCGUAUCAACCCUGCCGUCAUGUUGAAACGCACCCUUGCUCUUGUCGCUGAUAUGAAGACUGAAUAUGGUAGCAACAAGCUCGGCAAUGGCAAGCGUAUCAUUGUUGAAUUCUCCUCCCCCAACAUCGCCAAGCCUUUCCAUGCUGGUCAUUUGCGAUCCACUAUCAUUGGUGCUUUUAUCUACAACGUGUACAAGGCUAAUGGUUGGGAUGCCAUCUCCAUGAACUAUCUCGGUGAUUGGGGCAAGCAAUAUGGUCUUUUGGCUGUGGGUUACAACCGCUAUGGUGAUGAAAACGCUCUUCAACAGGAUCCUAUCAAGCACUUGUACGACGUGUAUGUCAAGAUCAAUCGUGAUGCUGAAGAACAUCCCGAAAUUCACGAUGAGGCCCGUGCCUACUUUAAGCAAAUGGAGGAUGGUGAAGAGUCUGCUCUUGCUUUGUGGCGUCGCUUCCGUGAUUUGUCGAUUGUCAAGUACAGAGAGGUCUAUGAUCGUUUGAACAUUCACUUUGACGUCUACUCUGGUGAAUCUCAAGUGGGCGAUGGAAUGGCUCGUGCCAUGCAAAAGCUUGCUGAUGAUGGCCUUUUGGAGGAUAGCGAGGGUGCCAAGGUGAUCAACUUGGAAAAGUUCAAGCUUGGAAAGACCGUGGUUCAAAAGCGUGAUGGUACCACCUUGUACCUUACUCGUGAUAUUGGUGCCGCUUGGGAGCGUUAUGAAAGAUUCAAGUUUGACAAGAUGAUCUACGUCGUUGCAUCCCAGCAAGAUUUGCACUUGAAGCAGCUUUUCAAGACCCUCGAUUUGAUGAACUUUGAAUGGGCCAAAAAGUGUGAGCACAUCAACUUUGGUAUGGUGCAAGGCAUGUCCACUCGUAAGGGUACUGUUGUUUUCCUCGAGGACAUUCUCAAUGAUGCCCAAGACAUCAUGCACGAUGUGAUGCGUAAGAAUGAAGUCAAGUACAAGGAAGUUGAGGAGCCUGAACAAGUUGCUGAUGAGAUUGGUUUGUCGGCUGUCAAGAUCCAAGAUAACUCGGCUCGUCGUGUCAAGAACUACGAAUUCGAUCGUGCACGCAUGUUCAGCUUUGAAGGUGACACUGGUCCAUACAUCCAAUAUGCCCAUGCUCGUCUUGCCUCUGUUGAACGCAAGAGCGGCUUGCAAGUCAACCCCAACGCUAAGCUCGAGUUGCUCACUGAACCUGCUGCUCUUGAUGUUAUUCGCACCGUGGCUCAGUUCCCUGAUCUUGUUCGAUCCCUUCUUAAUGGCCUUGAACCCUGCAAUGUUGUCACUUAUGCAUUCAAGCUUUCUCACGAUAUCUCCGGAUGCUUUGAAUCCCUCUGGGUCCGUGGUGCUGAACCCGACGUCGCUGAAGCUCGUCUUUUCAUGUAUUGGGCUGCUCGUGUGACUCUUGGCAACGCUAUGCGUCUCUUGGGUCUUCGUCCUCUUGACAGAAUGUAA